Molecule: messenger RNA, 657 nt
Organism: Sitophilus oryzae (rice weevil)
Lineage: Eukaryota; Metazoa; Arthropoda; Insecta; Coleoptera; Curculionidae
Exons: 2
Coding region: 1-657 (218 amino acids)
Source: RefSeq, a predicted model, not a curated record
AUGACUGAUCUAGCUAAAUUGACUCGAAAAAGGGGAAAUAUUAAAGGGCAGCUUACACGGUUAGAAACUUUUAUUCAGAAUUAUGACUCCUCUAAGCAUCAUGAGAUUUCGAUACGUCUUAAAAGAGCGGAGGCGUGGUGGGAUGAAUUUGAAAGCAUCCAGGACGAAAUCGAGGACCUGGAUAAUUCGGAUGAGCAAGUGGCUGAACGCGAUGAUUUUGGUACAAAGUAUUUUGACAUUCUUGGUCGCCUAAAUUUGCUUGCGCACGGUGGGAGUACACAGGACUCAACUGCUCCAAGAACGGAAGUACGUCUUCCACCAAUGGAAGUACCUAACUUUUAUGGUUCAUACAAGCAGUGGUUGGAAUUUCACGAUUCUUUUAAGUCCUUAGGUACGGCGGCUGAUGUGAUCCAUUCUUUGGAGGUGUCUUCAGAAAAUUAUCAGGUUGCAUGGGAUCUUUUAAAGGAAAGGUUUGAAAAUAAAAAGUUAAUCGCUCUUAGUCAUAUUGACUCUAUUUGCAAUGUACCGGAUCUUACCAAGGAGUCUCAUUCCGGGUUAAGGAAAAUGUUAGAUGAGCUGCGUAAGGAUUUAAGGGCACUCAAAACUUUGGGUUUAGGCGUAGAACACUGGGAUCCAAUACUAAUUUACUUGCUUUAA